GUCUCGUGCAUGCAUGCACAUCGAGCCAUGCUUGGUGCACGCUCUACAGGAAGCACAGUUCUCCAAACAGGUUUGGCCGGCCGCUCGGGGAAUAAAUUCCAGACCUGUACUAGGAUCCAAGGAAUUGGUGCGCAACUGGGCAAUGGCGACAACGGCGGUGACAGGCUACAGGCCUCUCUCGAGGAUCGAGGGCACGCAGGAGGAAUAAUGGAUCCCGGCGCUAUGUAACUCGAUGGCACGGAUCUUGGUAUCUGAAAUGGUACAUGGUGUCAUUUAAUGUCUUGACGCUCGAGAGCUGUGCCUUCUCCCAUUCACAGUGAGUCAAUGACUCCGACCCAGAGUCUCAUGUAGCUGAAGAUUCGAUUAAUUCUCGAUGAUCGUGAGCUGAGAUGUUCCGAGUGAUGGAGUGAUGGAGGAGAGAGAGAUGGAGAAUGAUGAUGGCGACACUGC
Cutaneotrichosporon oleaginosum is the source of this 450-nucleotide messenger RNA. RefSeq lists its product as uncharacterized. The record is from RefSeq and is a predicted model, not a curated record. NCBI's taxonomy places the organism in Eukaryota, Fungi, Basidiomycota, Tremellomycetes, Trichosporonales, Trichosporonaceae.